UCUGAUUCACAGCAGUGCAUGUUGAUUUCAUACAAGAUGUUUCAUACCGUCGAGUAUAAGAGGUUAUCGUGGUUCACUCUAACACCUAUGCCAAUUUCUAUUUCAGCCUCUGAUGACAUGCCUUUACCAUGGCGUGUGCGCCUAUCAUAUGCAGUCGGACAUGUGCUCAACGAUCUUUGUGCGUCCGUGUGGUUCACAUAUACUCUAGUCUUCUUUAAAUUUGGCGUGGGUUUUCCCACCACUCUGGCGGGAUCUGUGGUUUUGAUUGGCCAGGUCGCGGAUGGCCUGGCAACACCGGUGGUCGGUUUACUGUCUGAUCGAGGUUUCGUUCAUAACCCUGGAGAAGGGGCCCACUACGAGCCGAUUAUCUCAACCACUGACAAUCCACACUCCUCUUUGCGUUCUUUUCUACGAUUUUGUCCAACUGGUCGAAAGGCAUGGCAUUUCUGGGGCAGUCUGCUCGUAAUAUUGGCCUUUCCUCUUAUUUUUGGUUCGCCUGUUGGGACUUCAGACUCUAGUAACACAUUGAAAAUGAUUUACUAUGCACCUAUGGUUAUCCUGUUUCAAAUUGGUUGGGCGGCUGUUCAAAUCACUCAUUUGGCCUUGAUGAAUGAUCUUACCUGGGAUCCCAGUGAACGCACUCUUCUCACUUCCCUACGGCACCUCUUCACAGUUUUGAGCAAUUUGACUGUUUACCUGUGCACAUAUUUCCUUUUGAACCACACCGAACCUUCACCGGUCCCAAAGAAUUUCACACAUAUCACUCCUGGACUGGAAGAAGCAAGGCGCAUAAAGCUCACGCAGCUGUAUCCAUACUGCCUGUCACACAGCAUUUCCCAAUCACUCCUAAAUUGCACAAGUUCGGAUGAUCCUUCGAAAGACAUCGAUUUUGGCAAAGAUGAUCUAUCAGCCUUCCGGAACCUAUCACUAGCCAUACUCGGAGCGGGUGGAUUGAUGACAGUGUUGUUUCAUCUUGGCGUGCGUCAGUCAGAUGGUGUGCAGCAGGCGGCUUUGGAGCAACCGAUCCCCACUGAAAGGACUCGUCUGUCACCCUCCGAAUCAGAAGCAUCGUCGGCCGAAACCACCCCUCAUCCCGAAAUUUAUUCUUGGAAGGGAUGGCUGAAGUUGCCUUUGUUUUGGAUACAGGGGUUUGUCUACAUGACUGUGCGCCUGAUUGUCAAUGUUUCUCAGGCUUAUAUCACGGUAUACUUGCUACAUUCGUUGCUUCUUCCAAAAGAAACCAUGGCUUUGGUUCCACUUACCAUGUACCUGGCUAGCAUAGCCACCUUACUUGUGCAAAAGCCAAUUCAAGAUCGAAUCAGCCGCGAACUAAAUAUCACGCUCGGUUUCCUGUUUGUUGCAUCUUUCUGCAUUACGGUCAAUUAUCCCGGAAAUCCUGUUCAGUUAUGGCGUGUUUACUUGGCUGCUGGCCUACUGGGUGUGGGUUGUACUGUUAUUCUGAUCACGUCACUGGCUAUGGUAUCGGACCUGAUCGGGCGAAAUCAUGACAACGGAGCGUUUGUCUACGGUUACAUGUCUUUCACAGACAAGCUCGCCAACGGAAUUGUUAUUCAAUUGAUCGAAGUCCUCUGGAAUCAAUUCCCCUGCUCAAGGUACUAUCAGAAUGUUGAAUCUUACGGAAUCGGAGGUUGGGUCGUUGCGGGCUGGUUAUUAUUGAUGGUUCAGACCGCGGUCAAAUACCGCACCUCCAACCGUUCUCAUAUCAUUCUCGCACCCUGAUUGUUGUUCGAAUUGUUUUAUGGCUUUUUGGAUCCAUUUUUUUAUUCUCCCGUAUACAUCCAUAUUUGAGUUGGAUCGGUAUAUGCUUUACUGGUUUUUGGAUUUCACUGGUAAGCGCCGCCUAUUCUCUAUUUUCGGAAUCAGGUUUGACUGAACUACUUUCUUCGUACCGUUUCUGGGCCGCUGUCCAGUUUCGUUUUUUGAUCACUUUAUUUCUGUACUGGCUUUUCCUUACCAACUGGACAUCCUAUUUUUUGUUUUACUGUUAACAAACCAAUCAACUUAUUCC
This is a messenger RNA of Opisthorchis viverrini, 2029 nucleotides long. RefSeq lists its product as hypothetical. The coding region runs from base 19 to 1740 and encodes 573 amino acids. The transcript is spliced from 5 exons. The record is from RefSeq and is a predicted model, not a curated record. Gene Ontology annotation, biological process: carbohydrate transport. Gene Ontology annotation, molecular function: symporter activity. NCBI's taxonomy places the organism in Eukaryota, Metazoa, Platyhelminthes, Trematoda, Opisthorchiida, Opisthorchiidae. Gene Ontology annotation, cellular component: membrane.